AUGGAUGAAGACAGGUUUGAGGACUUGCAAUCUGCCGGGCGCAUGUUCGGUAGCAUGGAAGCAUGGCUUAUACUGCAGUCCCAAGCUAUUACAUACCUCUUCUUGGCUACUUUCUGCAGACAGAUGCUAGAUCUGGCAAAGCCUGGGCUGAUUACAGGCCACAUUAACCGACUCAGCAAAAAGGAGAUACUGGAAAUUGGGAUUUCAGCAAUACAAAAGAUCAAUAUGCUGAAAGAAAAGAAGGGAGCCGAAACAAUGCAAGACAUCGCAUCGAUUCGACAAUAUGAACCAAAUUGCACUGGGUUCAACCUGCAAAGGUAUCGCACUAAGCUCAAGGACAAAAGUGCGGCGGCUGAAGAACACAUCAAGAACCUUUUUGACGACCCUGUCUACCUGACCAAAUACAUCGCGGAACAAAAGGAUCAUCAUUGGACUAAUAUUGUCGAAGACUCAACGUAUCUGCCGAACGAGUACUCUCAGAGCUACCAUGAUCCAACUUUGCGUAACGUACUAUAUCGAAGUUGCAUGAGGAGCGUACUGAGAAGGGCCUUUUUCGAGUUCUUCAUAUGGGAAGCCGUUACAAAUGCCUUGGAAGAUUUUGAAACCUUCAAACAGGAGACACUCAAAGAACCACCCAAGAUGGAAGAAUUCGGGUACUUCAAAAGGACAGCUGCACCUAGACCUCAUGUUUCUGAAGAAUUUGGUACGUAUACAGCAAAAUACCUUCAAAUUCAGGAGUUGAUCCGGCACGCCGCGGCUUUCUUCAUCUUCGCAUUCCGUAAAGAAGCAAUUCAUGCCGCUUCUGAGCCCAUGCGCAACACCUACCUUACCAUUAAAAGGCCAGAGUACAGGCAGGAUUGGUUGAUCAGAGAAUACUAUGACAGCGAAGACAUUAUGCUUGAUUUCCAAGAAAAGGCUUUGCACAGUGACCGAGGGGGAAAACAUCGCAUUGUGGCUGAGCUUAUUGAGAACUUCAUUUCGAACAAGCAUUCCUCCAUGUAUGUCGGCAUCCGGAAGACUACGGAUAAAGUAAAGAGGCAUAUUGAAGCCCACAACCGUGACGCUGGGCCAGAAGACAAGUUCUCAAAUCUGAUCAGUCAAACAAUUGACGGUUUGGAUCUACUCGCCGAUGUUGCAGAGCAUCUGGAACUUAUACCUGACAUGUCCCGCAAAUCUAACGAAUGGACGAAGGAGUCCGAGAAAGACUUUCGCGAGAUGGUUUCUAGGAUGCUCCAGGAGUUUUCAUCUUAUGACCUCUUUGCGCUCGACAACUGUGAUUUCCGAGACAAACACGUCCCUGCUAAACGGACGCAUCGAAUUUUCCGCUUUCUCGACGAAUUGCAAAGAUUCGAUGUCAAAGAACAGGAGAUGAGCUAUGGCAAGGCGAAGGGCGACAUCAAGCGCUUCGGUGCAUCUCUUCUCCGGGGGCUCAUAUAUCCAUUGAAUGAAAAAGACAAUGAGCUUAUAUAUCGGCACAAAACCUGGGGCGCGAGUAUCAAACCACUUUAUGAUAGAGGGAAAGUAUUCCCAGCAAAUGGACGGGCACUGGAGCGUCUGACGAAAUGCAUGGGAAUCACCAGGGAGCAAUUCACCUUUGCCGAAACUGAGCAUCCUCUCGAUCUUGAUGCCCAAGGAUCCAACCGCAUACAGAAGACCUCUGAGGAGGAUAGAAAGAUCAGAUCGGAAAUAUGGCUAGCCUUCAGGGAAGUGAUGACGAAACAUCGGCAAGAGCAGAAGAAGAAGCUGGGAUAUCAGAAGAAGCGCAAUAAAGAUAAGGUACGGCCGCUGAAGCCGUCUGAACCAUACAGGGUCGGCAAGGACAAUAAGGGAAAGGCGCCUUUACGAACGACGGGGAAUCAAUUGCGAGAAGAGAUGAAGGCGGGCGAAGAUGUAGAAAUGGAGGACGUGGGCUUUGAAGUUUCACCCAUGAAUGAUCAAACUCAGCCCCUGAAUGCACCACGGGAUAUAUUCAAUGCUCGGCCGCCCCGUGUGCGUCCUCCGAGCACAUACAGGCCUCCACCUCCAAAGCCGUCACACCGUACAGAACCUGUUCUGGAUCCUAAGCUGGCACCAGACGGACUGCUCAAGAGGGAAAUCAACAAGCAUGCAUGGGAGACAUUGAAGUCACUCACGUUGCGGAAGAUAACAUACACCAACGCUCAGGGCAAAAGGGUUACAGAAGAACUCCCAGCGGUGAGUUUGAACGAUGUUGAUAGUACAUUUCGCGGCGAGCUCGGGUUUCGUCUGGAAUUUGGCAAGGGUCGGCACCGUAAGUUCAUUUGGACUGAGGAUUGUGUAUGGCCAGAAUCGUGUCGGUUGAAGAAUUUCAACUUCAACCCUGACAAAAACGCGACAAGAGGCUCGGACUUGAUACAGGAAACAAUGAAAAAUUGGAGCUUAUGUUUGGAGGAUGCUGGAAUUACUUGGAGCCUUGUAAAGCAGUGGUGUAUACAGAAGAAGGGGGACAAGGAGACAUAG
This is a messenger RNA of Fusarium proliferatum ET1, 2478 nucleotides long. RefSeq lists its product as uncharacterized. NCBI's taxonomy places the organism in Eukaryota, Fungi, Ascomycota, Sordariomycetes, Hypocreales, Nectriaceae. The transcript has a single exon. Bases 1 to 2478 code for a protein of 825 amino acids. The record is from RefSeq and is a predicted model, not a curated record.